CCCUCCUCCAUCGCAACAAGCCCUCCCUUCACACGCCAGUUUGAAUUGCCAAAUAUCCGACGGGGACCUUAAAGCAUCAUUAGUUGGAGGUUUAGCGGCAGCGCGUCGAUUCCGUAAUAUUUACAGUCUAUGGUCGAUUCAGACAUUCAGACCUGCGGAGCAAACUAAUCAAGUCAAAACAAACAUGACACGUCAAGGAAAUGUUACAACAGUAAUUGCAUCUACAUUAACUCUUCUGCUUUGCCUGUAUUCAGCCCGAGGUGACUACUGUGAGGUGAAUGUUUGCCACAAUGGAGCAACAUGUGUGACAGGUGUAGGAGACGAUCCAUUCAUCUGCAUCUGUGCAGAUGGCUUCAGUGGAGACACCUGCAACCUGACAGAGACAGGACCCUGCAGUCCAAACCCCUGUAAAAACGAUGGGUCGUGCGAGGUCAUCUCUCCCACAAGGCGAGGGGAUGUUUUCAACGAGUACGUCUGCAAGUGCCAGCCCGGCUUCGAGGGAGCGCACUGCCAGAUCAAUGUGAAUGACUGUGUGGACCAGCCCUGUAAGAAUGGAGGGAUGUGUCGAGAUCUUGAUGGAGACUACACCUGCCAGUGCCCCUCCCCAUAUGUUGGAAAGCAGUGCCAGCUACGCUGCAUCUCUCUACUGGGGAUGGAGGGCGGCGCAAUCGUGGAGUCCCAAAUUUCAUCCUCCUCUGUUCACUUCGGCAUUCUGGGUCUUCAGCGGUGGGGUCCGGAGUUAGCUCGACUCAACAAUCAAGGCAUCGUCAACGCCUGGACAUCGGCCGCACACGACAGAAACCCCUGGAUUGAGAUUAAUAUGCAGAAGAAGAUGCGUCUGACGGGCAUCAUCACACAGGGCGCCAGUCGUAUGGGCGCAGCUGAGUUCAUCAAAGCCUUCAAGGUGGCGAGCAGCUUUGAUGGAAACGCUUAUACCACUUACAGACUGGAUGGCCAACGCAGAGACAAGGUUUUCGUGGGCAAUUUAGACAACGAGAGCACUAAGACGAACCUUUUUGACCCUCCCAUUGUGGCCCAGUACAUCCGAAUCAUCCCCGUGGUUUGCCGCAGAGCUUGCACGCUGCGCAUGGAGCUGGUGGGCUGUGAACUCAAUGUUUAUUCAAACACGGCAGGUUGCUCAGCCUCUCUGGGAAUGAAAUCUCGCCUCAUCUCGGACGGGCAGCUAACCGCCUCCAGCACUUUCCGCACGUGGGGCAUCGACACCUUCACGUGGUACCCUCAGUUUGCUCGGCUGGAUAAGCAGGGAAAGACGAACGCCUGGUCUCCUGCUCACAACAACCGCUCAGAGUGGAUACAGGUCGAUCUGGAGAAGACAAAGCGCCUCACAGGCAUCAUCACUCAGGGGGCGAAGGACUUUGGUGUGGUGCAGUUUGUGUCUGUGUUUAAAGUUGCUUACAGUAAUGAUGGAGAGGCGUGGAGUACAGUGAAGGAGGAGAACAGCGGCAAUGAUAAGCUUUUCCAAGGCAACAUCGACAACAACACCCACAGGAAGAAUCUAUUCGAGCCUCCGUUCUACGCUCGGUUCAUCCGGGUCGUCCCCUGGGAGUGGCAUGAGCGCAUCACUCUACGCAUGGAGCUGCUGGGCUGUGAUGACUAGAAACUCCUCGAUCGACCGUUUCACCGUGCUCCACGCUCGCCCCAUGUCCC
Molecule: messenger RNA, 1668 nt
Organism: Labrus mixtus (cuckoo wrasse)
Lineage: Eukaryota; Metazoa; Chordata; Actinopteri; Labriformes; Labridae
Product: EGF-like repeat and discoidin I-like domain-containing protein 3
Exons: 10
Coding region: 185-1618 (477 amino acids)
Molecular function (GO): calcium ion binding
Source: RefSeq, a predicted model, not a curated record